GAAAUAAAUAAUUUCUGCUUGAAUGUGGAUUUGCUGCUCAGUUAUUUUGAUACCAGGCUGCAGUUUAAGCUACAAUUAAAAUGCAAUGCAGAGUGUUUUCUGUUUUGGAGCAAGUGGUGAGCAAUUUCUGGGGCCAAUAAUCUGCAGUGGGAGACAGGCCUAAAACUAUUUCAAGCAUUGACUGUGUGCAUGGAGAGAACUUGGUAUGCAGAAAUCUACUACACACACAUUCUCUUCCAGCAGCCACAGUGAGCCUGCAGGAGUGUCUCCGGUCUUGUUAUUUCUGGCGUCGAUAGUACAGCAAAGGUCUGUUCUGCAAUGAAAUGAUAGACAAGAAAAUGAUUAACCUAACUGCCAACACAGAUGCGAGUGAGACUAUGAGACAUGUUAGUGUGUCCGUGACAGGAGGUGAAGGUCUGGAUGGAGAGAGCGAGGCUUAAACAAAGAGAGCCCACCAUCUGUCAGACACACAAAAAGUGACAGUGCGUAGUCCGACUGUGGGAACUGUCCUGCACUGACGGGGUUUGAAAUUCUGAUAGUCAAAGAGUUGUUUAGACCUGGGAGUGAACUCUCAACCAAAAGCACUACUACACGUUUUGGUCCCGCAGUGCAACACAACAGCAACUCUUUUGUUACAUCUGUAACAUGUCAAGGUCUGAAGAACAAGUGCUUACUUUAUGACACUGCACACAAGCAGUCAGCUUUUCAUUUUUCUUUUUCUUUUUAACGUGAGGAGAAGCAGAAGCAUCAGGAUCUACAGUGCCUUCAUCGUCCUCAUCCUCAUUAACCUUCAGUUCAUAAUCCUGUCCUGGAUUGAUCAUCUGUCAGCUCAACCUCAGUCGUUGCCAUGGCAUCUGCAGCUCUGGAGUUAAUGGGUUUCUUCCUGGGCCUGCUGGCGAUGCUGGGUACCCUGGUUGCCACUGUACUACCUUUCUGGCAGACAUCCGCCCAUGUUGGCUCCAAUAUCGUCACAGCCGUAGCCAACAUGAGGGGCCUGUGGAUGGAGUGUGUGUACCAGAGCACCGGGGCCUUCCAGUGUGAGACCUACAACUCCAUGCUGGCACUCCCUGCUGACAUGCAGGCCUCUCGUGCUUUCAUGGUCAUCUCCCUAGUACUCUCAGUCUUCGCCAUUGCCAUGGCAGCCAUAGGGAUGCAGUGCACUGUCUGCUUGGAGGGAUCGAGUGCAGCUAAGAGUCGUGUAGCAGGUGUCAGUGGUGGCCUUUUCCUUAUGGCUGGAUUCUUGGCACUUAUACCAAUGGCGUGGACCACGCAUGAAGUCGUGCAGAACUUCUACCGACCCACUGUACCUGCCAGCAUGAAGUAUGAGCUGGGGGAGUGUCUGUAUGUUGGCUUGACCUCUGCGCUCAUCUCCAUGCUGGGAGGGGGGAUGCUGUGCAUGUCAUGCUGUGAGGCGCAGGAUGGCGGUCGUGGAAUGAGAAGGCAUGGGGGUGGAUAUCCCUAUCCUGUAGUAACCGGUGUCCCAGCUCGUGGGUACGGGGUACACUCCACCUCACAGACCUACCGCAACCCCACCAUGCAGAUGGGCGGGACUAAAUCGGCCAGUAGGGCACACACGCUGGUUCGUAGUGAAAGUAACAGCCCGCAAUCAAGUAUGCAUGGAGUCCAAGGAUCCAACAAGCCCACUGCAGCAGGAUAUGACAUCACAGGAUACGUCUGAAGAUACAGGCACUUCCCCCUAUGCCUUUGUAAGAUCACGGU
Messenger RNA from Thalassophryne amazonica, 1719 nucleotides. RefSeq names its product claudin 2 (gene cldn2). The transcript has 2 exons. The coding region runs from base 848 to 1678 and encodes 276 amino acids. Lineage: Eukaryota; Metazoa; Chordata; Actinopteri; Batrachoidiformes; Batrachoididae. Gene Ontology annotation, biological process: bicellular tight junction assembly; cell adhesion. Gene Ontology annotation, cellular component: bicellular tight junction; plasma membrane. Gene Ontology annotation, molecular function: structural molecule activity. The record is from RefSeq and is a predicted model, not a curated record.